AGCAUCUGACCAAAAUUAAAAGUUGUUCAUUUCCAUUCCGUCGCCUCCCAUUUUUUCUGAAUAUUUUUAUCCGAACCUGCCUCCAUCGUCUUCUCUCUAAUAAAGUGCUGCCAUGGUGCUUCCGCUCCUCCGGCACGCAGCGAUCGCACGCACGUCUUCACGCUCCUGCCUCCGGCUUCCACACUCGAAAACCAUGGUGUUAAAGUGUCCGUCAAUGACAUAGUUAUUAAAGCAGUGGCAGUCGCACUGAGGAAUGUACGACAAGCUAAUGCUUUCUGGGAUGCUGAGAAAGGAGAAAUUGUUAUGUUGGAGGGAUGUUGACAUAUCAAUUGCAGUUGCAACUGAGAAGGGCUUAAUGACUCCAAUUAUCAGGAACGCUGACCAAAAAUCUAUUAGAGGAAUACACUUGUUUCUUACCGUAUGUCAUGUGCUGCUUUUCUUAAUUGUUUUGUGGAGCAGGUAAAGGAGCUGGCACAAAAGGCACGAUCUGGAAAGCUUGCUCCCCAUGAGUUUCAGGGAGGGACAUUCAGCAUUUCAAAUCUCGGAAUGUAUCCUGUGGACCAGUUCUGCGCAAUCAUUAACCCCCCUCAGGCUGGAAUUCUAGCAGUUGGUAGAGGGAAUAAAGUUGUUGAGGCACUUAUUGGAGCAGAUGGAGUUGAGAAGCCUUCGGUUGUAACGAAAAUGAACGUGACGCUAUCCGCUGAUCAUCGAAUCUUUGAUGGACAAGUUGGAGCUUCGUUUCUGGCUGAAUCGCGUUCAAACUUUGAAGAUGUUCGAAGACUUCUUCUUUGAGAAAAGAUUCAACUGUUGAUCAGAUAGAAUCUUGGGGGAUUACUACUACAUAAUAAACCUUGGACACACGUGCAUAUCCAGAACCCAUUGCAUAUCCAGAACCCAUACCUGUUGGUUCGACAGGAUAAGCUCUGAAUCACAUGUUCCUCUUUUUUUCUUUCCAUUUGGCUAGCUACCAACUAACAAAAAUAUUGGUUUUGGUUUACAAUUCUUCUCAUAGAUUCGUAUCUUCCUGAAUCCUGAGGUAUUUUUGUUUGCCAGUCCUCUGAAAAAUAAAUAAUUUCUUUAGCA
This is a messenger RNA of Brassica napus (rape), 1083 nucleotides long. RefSeq names its product dihydrolipoyllysine-residue acetyltransferase component 1 of pyruvate dehydrogenase complex, mitochondrial. Gene Ontology annotation, cellular component: mitochondrion; pyruvate dehydrogenase complex. Bases 421 to 792 code for a protein of 123 amino acids. Lineage: Eukaryota; Viridiplantae; Streptophyta; Magnoliopsida; Brassicales; Brassicaceae. Gene Ontology annotation, molecular function: acyltransferase activity. Gene Ontology annotation, biological process: pyruvate decarboxylation to acetyl-CoA. The record is from RefSeq and is a predicted model, not a curated record. The transcript has 8 exons.